AUGCACUUUAUUGUGCACAUUUUUAUACGUGUUAUACAUGAUUUAGUAACACCAAAUUUUAGUACAAUUAUUUGUUAUGAUCGACUAAUUUAUGAUAUAUCAUAUUCACUUGCUUCAUGUUUAGAAAAUGAAGCUAUACGUUAUGGAAGAUUUCUUGAAUCAUUAUUAGAAUCUGUUAUGAGUUGGCAUGGAGAUAAGAACAAAUUUGAUAAGGAAUGUGCAACACAUUCAGGUUUUCUUACUGUUUUUCAUAAUGCUGGUAAUGCAGCAACGAAAACAACAGGUACAACACAAACAUCUGAACAACUUGAUUAUGAUAAUUUUCGUCAUGUAUAUCAUAAAUGGCAUUAUAAAUUAGCGAAAAGUUUUAUUGUUUGUCUUGAUUCAAAUGAUUAUAUACAAAUACGUAAUGUAUUACAAGUCUUGACUGUUCUUUUGCCUAUAUAUCAAAAAAUGACAACAUUUUAUGCUGUACUUGAACGACGUAUUAAAGCUAUAUGUGCAGCUGAAAAAGAUCGGCGUCAUGAUUUUUUUGCAUUAGCUAAAUGUUAUAGCGAUUGUUUAGCACAUAAAAAUCGUGAUACGAUUGAAGGAUGUCAAUUUCAUUCUUUUUUAAAUUUAAUUAUUUGCUUUUUUUUUUAUGCACGGCCAACAAGUGAUAAGCCUAUGAAUAUUGGGACAACAAACAAUGGACCGACAACAGCACACAAAUCAGCUUCAACAGCACCAUUAUCUCAACCAACUGCACCAACAUCUCGAUCAGCAACAAUAACUAAUAUUACAAACGGUGGUACUAGUGGUAGUUCAUCUCGUCGAUUAAAUCAAACAGUUGAAUCUACUUUAUCAACAACAUCUGUACAUCAAGAUAAUGAACAUAGGAGUGGAUCAGGUAUUAUGGAUGUAUCUCCAUCAAGUCUAUCAUCGAAAAGAAUUAAAACAAGUAAUACAGUUUCAAAUGGACGAUCAACACGAAAAGAAGCACGUGAAGAUCGACAUACAAGUUCAUCAUCUUCACUUAGAGUAUCGUCAUCAUCUUGUAGUGAUUGUCGAGAUAAAUAG
Molecule: messenger RNA, 1059 nt
Organism: Rotaria sp. Silwood1
Lineage: Eukaryota; Metazoa; Rotifera; Eurotatoria; Philodinida; Philodinidae
Source: the annotation of a GenBank genome assembly